AUGUCGGCGGCCCGUCUAUCUAGAUCAAUUAACUUUACAUGGAGCUGCGAAAAUGAGACAGCAACAACACUAGAGCCCAAACUUGGCGCUGAGAAAGAGGAGGACUCGCGAGCUCAGACCGAGCGGCUGCUACACAGAAGUAACGGCAUCAUCUGUCAGUCGACUUACAUUGUUCUAGUGGUCGUAUUCGCUUUCUGCACAAUGGCCUUCACAUUCUGUUGUUUUUAUUUUUUAAUUGGACUUUAA
Molecule: messenger RNA, 246 nt
Organism: Arctia plantaginis
Lineage: Eukaryota; Metazoa; Arthropoda; Insecta; Lepidoptera; Erebidae
Source: the annotation of a GenBank genome assembly